Vigna radiata var. radiata (mung bean) is the source of this 1840-nucleotide messenger RNA. RefSeq names its product zinc finger with UFM1-specific peptidase domain protein. The record is from RefSeq and is a predicted model, not a curated record. The coding region runs from base 103 to 1293 and encodes 396 amino acids. The transcript has 7 exons. NCBI's taxonomy places the organism in Eukaryota, Viridiplantae, Streptophyta, Magnoliopsida, Fabales, Fabaceae.
AUUAUUCAAACUCUGACAUAACUUGUUGCAGAAGAAAAAGUGAAGCGCAUUUGAAUUUAACGUCAACCUUUCAUCACAUUCCGUUUGUGGUGAGAACGAAACAUGGAUUCGGAUCAAUUCACCACUUGCCCCUUUUGCGAUUCAUGUCUACCCUUAUCUCAACUCACUGGCAGGCACGCAAAUUUUCAUUUUUGGGAACUCCAGCAUGAUUUUGACCUGCCCACAAUAAUUCUACUCUCUCCCAAUGUUGAUUCGCCCCCUCAAUCUCUUCCGAGAGAGCAAGCAACCACCAUUUCACUGUCUGGAGCAAAGUAUUCGGGUGGUGGUGAGACUAGUAGCGAGAAUGGGGAGUGCAAAAUGAAUGACAGAAUCUCUUGCUUGAUUGUUUCUCAGACAAGGUGUGAAUUUCACAAAGUUGAAGCGGGGUUGAUGACAUUGUUAAAAAAUUGUUUAGAGUCUGAAAUUGGAAAUUCAAUUAGUAUUUUGUCGGGUUAUGUUGAUCAUUUCCAGUGCCUUGAAUCUGAGGAUGCCGGAUGGGGUUGUGGGUGGCGUAACAUUCAAAUGCUUAGUUCUCACUUGCUAUUUCAAAGACCUGAAGCAAGGAAAGCUUUGUUUGGUGGUUCGGGAUUUGUUCCUGAUAUCUUGUCGCUGCAAAGGUGGCUCGAGAUUGCUUGGCAGAAGGGUUUUGAUCCGCUAGGAUCAGCUCAAUUCAAUCAUGCUAUUUUUGGUUCUAAAAAAUGGAUAGGAACUACUGAGUGUGCAGCUCUAUUGCGUUCCUUUGGUCUUAGGGCAAGAGUAGUGGAUUUUGGUCCUAAGGAAUCCCAAUCCAUUCCAGGUUCUAGCGCUGACAAUGCCAGGAAUGAAACAAGUAUUCAUUUGGUAAAACAGAAAGAUAAAGAGGGCAGUGGUUAUCAAGUUCUCAUGGAUUUUGUGUGGAAUUACUUUUUGGAUGAAAACUCAAUCCAAUUUGGCCAAAAACAUGUUGUGAUCAGUGAGAAAACGCCUUUAUACUUCCAACAUGACGGUCACUCAAGAACAAUAGUUGGAAUUCAAGUCAACUAUCAACAAAAAAGACAUCUGCAAUAUAAUCUCCUAAUUUUGGACCCAGCUCAGAGUACAGCCGCUCUUGAAAGAUCCCUCAGGCAGAAAGUUGGGUGGGAAGAACUCAUAAAGAGGGGAAUGCAUACACUAAAGAAGCCACAGUACCAGUUGUGUUAUGUUGACCCUGGAAUCGCUAGUGAGGGGGAGGUAGAAAAACUGAAAGCAAUUGAUAGCAUCUUCCUUGAAUUUUAAACAAGCAUACAAAGCACUUUCUACAUCCAGGUCGUGUCUUCCAGUUCAGUUGCCCCAAUUACAAGAAUAAGUGGGACAACCACUAAACAUAAAAGCGUCACUUCCCAACAGCAUAUUGCAGCAAUCACAAUUCCAGCAAAGAAAGUUGCACAGCUAGAGGUGAAGUGACCCAACUGCUAGAAAGAAAUUCAGUUAUUAUACUCAGCUCUUGAAGAAAAAAACUCAAGAAAAGUUGUGAGCAGUAUUGGUUUUCUGACCUUCUCACCAAUGGCAUCUUGUAUGACACUCAUGUGGUUGCUUAUUCCACUGAUGACUUUCCCAGUUGUUAGCUCUGUAUCAAAAGCUCCUAUCUCUUGGUUAAGAACUGCUCUCAGAUAUGCUAAUCUUAGCCGCAAUAACUGUCUUUCACUUGCAUACAUCCAACAACCAAUUUCUGCGCAUGUUUCAACGUCUCAGGAUUAUGAUUCAUGAUGUUUGCUUAUGAAACUGAACCACUAUGCAUGCCAUGCAUUCUGGUCAACUAUGCUUUGUUUUGGUUUGAUAAGUA